Molecule: messenger RNA, 2307 nt
Organism: Exophiala bonariae
Lineage: Eukaryota; Fungi; Ascomycota; Eurotiomycetes; Chaetothyriales; Herpotrichiellaceae
Exons: 2
Coding region: 1-2307 (768 amino acids)
Source: RefSeq, a predicted model, not a curated record
AUGUCAAGAUACACCCCAGCCCCGUCCAUCGCCACGCCCAGCGUGAGCGAGGUGACGCUCAACGAUGACUGGCAGCAGGUUGAUUAUUCUAAUGGCCUUCCACUGCGACAACGAUCGUCACUACCGGCAGACAGUAUCAGCGUCAAGCUCACUCCUCUGCGGAGUGAAGAAGGCCUGCUGGUGUCGAUCAAGCCACCUCAACUCCCUUCCAAUGGACUCAAUCGAGCUCACUGUGAUAUCGUGCUGGUCAUUGAUGUGUCCGGCAGUAUGGCCUCACCGGCUCCCUUGCCUGACGUGACAGACCAGAGCGAGAAGGAGUCUGGAGGUCUUAGUAUCCUCGAUCUCACCAAGCAUGCCGCCAGGACCAUCCUCGAGACUAUGAAAGAUGGAGAUCGGUUGGGAAUUGUGACCUUUUCGAAUGAUGCCACGAUCAUCCAAGAAUUGACCCCAAUGACCGCGGACGCAAAGAAAGAAACCUGGACCCGUGUGGAGGCCCUCCGCGACGAAGGCUGCACCAACCUAUGGGCUGGUAUCAAGACUGGACUACACCUUUUCCAGAACGCCAAAGCCAACGACAACGUUCAAGGACUCUACGUGCUCACAGAUGGACAGCCCAACCACAUGUGUCCACAGAAAGGCUAUGUCAACACUCUUAGACCGAUGCUUGAGAAGACGGCACAUGACUCGCAAGGUGCUUGUAAUCCGACGAUCCAUACCUUCGGCUUUGGAUACAGCAUUCGCUCGGACCUCAUGUCUUCGAUUGCAGAGGUGGGCGAUGGCAGUUAUGCCUUUAUUCCUGAUGCAGGCAUGAUCGGGACGGUCUUUGUACAUGCUGUUGCCAACUUGUUCAGCACCUUUGGACUCUCCACCACGGUUGAGUUGAAGACGCUCGGCAGCAGAUCAACGAAGCCUCUGGCCAUGACUGUGCCGGCCAGUAUACCUACCCAGGCCAGCAACAAUGGUGGCCUUGUCCUCAAAUUGGGGAAUAUUCAAUACGGUCAAUCCCGUGACGUUUGGGUCGAAUGUCCCAAAUCUACCAAAGACACCGUCGUCAGUGCCGUACUGAACUAUAGGCUCCCCAACGGCAUCUCUCAGGGUUACCAAGCACAAGUCCAUUUCUCCGAGGCGGUCGCUCUACCCCAGGAGGAAAUCGAGUAUCAGAGAUAUCGGGCCGAAAUUUGUGCAUUCCUAUCGUCACUUUUCCCGCUCAAGAGCAAUGGGGAGCACAGUACAGUGACUGGGUCGGGCAAAGUACAAGAAGCUCAGAAGAGUCUUGAUACGCUGGUCGCUCGCAUCAACGCAUGCCCAGCAAAGGGAGAGGGGGUCGAAGCUCUGAUUGCCGAUCUCGCAGGAGAAGAUCCUGCUGGUCAGAUCUCGAAGGCGUUGACUUCAACUGGACAACAACAAUUCUGGACCAAAUGGGGAUGUCACUACUUACCGAGUCUGCUACAUGCGCAUCAACGACAAAUGUGCAAUACCUUUAAAGAUCCCGGCCCACUGAUGUACGGCAAAAAUAGCCCGCUGUUUAUCCAGUGCAGAGAUGAGCUGGACGCAGCGUUCGACAGUCUUCCAGCACCGAAGCCUAGUCUGCCACCACCAAUGGUAGCCUCCUACGACACAAAUGGUCGGGUGAGCUACAAAAAGGGCAAGCACGCGAUUAUCUCCAUGAGGAGAUACAACUCUUCCAGCAACCCUUGCUUCGAGGGUAAUUGCAAGGUGACCAUGGCAGAUAAGUUCGAAGUCCUGGUCAAGAAACUAGUACCCGGAAUGCUCGUUUGGACGCCGACUGGAGGACGACAGGUCCUCGCGGUCCUGAAGACCAACAUUCGCGAGAAUAACCAGCGACUCUGCCAGAUCGGCAAUCUCCUGGUCACUCCCUGGCAUCCGAUCAAGCAUGAGGGAGAGUGGAAGUUCCCAGCACAAGUGGCAGAACGCACUGUCCCAUCUAAGGGCAGCGUGUAUUCUGUGCUGCUGGCUCCGUCGAGAGUUCCAGAUGCUCAUGCCAUCGAGGUUGGCGGGCAAGUCUGCGUGACGCUCGGACAUGGCAUCUCGCAGUCUGCCGAUGAUGGUGAUGUGCGAGCACAUGCGUUCUUUGGCAACUACCGUCUUGUGGCCAUGAGUCUGGCUCGACUCCGUGCUGACAAGAAUGGACAUCUUCAAUGUGUUGGAUUACAGCGAGAUGGUAAGACUGGCCUUGCUUGUGGAUUUACUCGUCCUGCUAUGGCACUCAGCAACAAGACCUUGCCGGCGAAGUUGCUGAGGGUCCAUCAAAGAGAAACAGGGAUGAGAGUGGCUUGUUUGGCGUGA